AUGGCCCGCAGGUCGCUGGGUGCACCACCUCUCCAGGAGGCUGAGAUGGACGGUGGCCGCAGUGUUGCAUCCCGUGCCGCCAGCGCUGCUUCUGUGCGGGGCGACGAGCGUCCGAUGACCAGCGGGUCACUGGGUGCACCACCUCUCCAGGAGGCUGAGAUGGACGGUGGCCGAAGCGCUGUGUCUUCUGUGACCUCAUUUAUUUCUAAAGGUGGGCAGGGCCGCUUUGCAAGGGGCCGGUCCGUCGUAUUCCUCUCUGCCCAGGAGGCUGAAAUGAGUUAUUGGCACCUCCCUCCGUGUGCAGCCAGUGUCGUUGUGGUGUCUGGUGACGAGCGUCCGAUGGCCCGCAGGUCACUGGGUGCACCGCCUCUCCAGGAGGCUGAGAUGGAUGGUUGCCGAAGCGCUGUGUCUUCUGUGACCUCAUUUAUUUCUAAANCGUCCGAUGGCCCGCAGGUCGCUGGGUGCACCGCCUCUCCAGGAGGCUGA
Molecule: messenger RNA, 486 nt
Organism: Trypanosoma grayi
Lineage: Eukaryota; Euglenozoa; Kinetoplastea; Trypanosomatida; Trypanosomatidae
Exons: 1
Coding region: 1-486 (161 amino acids)
Source: RefSeq, a predicted model, not a curated record